Molecule: messenger RNA, 1792 nt
Organism: Mangifera indica (mango)
Lineage: Eukaryota; Viridiplantae; Streptophyta; Magnoliopsida; Sapindales; Anacardiaceae
Product: protein ABHD11
Exons: 14
Coding region: 194-1339 (381 amino acids)
Source: RefSeq, a predicted model, not a curated record
UCUCCCACGCCCCAGUACCUGGCGUGAGAGAGAACUCUUUUGUCAUUGAAUUACACGAAGGGAGGCUCUGAGACACCGCAUUCCUUGGUGUCUCCGCCUCCCAUUUCUACCGAUCUAUCUCAUAAUAUAACAGUUCGGACCACCUCCUUAAAUUCUUUUUCGCUGUCGUCUUGUUUUCCGUAUUUGAAUCAGAAUGUCGGUCAUCUCGAAUCUCACGGCGAGCCACACUGCCGUUACUUUUGCCGAAAGGAAGCUUAAGUUCAAUUUGAUGAAUAGAGCUAAUUUGAAGAUUCCUAGGCCUUACCAGAAUGGUGCAUUUAGUGUCUCUAAAUUAGCUGUUGGUCAAUCAAGUCGAGCUGCUAAAUAUCCAAGUGUACGUAUGGCAUUAGUGGACGAGAGGCUUGCUCGUGGCAGAGGCACAGCUGAUCCAUCAGGAGUCCUGGCAUAUGAGCUUGUUCAAGGUGCACUUGUAAAAUGGAGUUCUAUGAUGGACAAAUCAGUACCUGAACCACCAACUGCCAUUCUCCUUCAUGGCAUUCUAGGUAGCAGGAAGAACUGGGGAACUUUUGCUCGAAGACUGGCCCAGGCUUUUCCAACAUGGCAGUUCCUCCUGGUGGACCUGAGGUGCCAUGGUGAUUCAGCAUCAAUGAAGAAGAGACAACCCCAUACUGUUGCCUCAACUGCUCUUGACGUCUUAAAGCUGGUUGGAAAGCUUAGAAUAACACCCCGAGUUCUUGUUGGUCAUAGCUUUGGAGGAAAAGUUGCAUUGAGCAUUGUGGAACAAGCUGCCAAACCUCUUGCACGGCCUGUCAGAGUAUGGGUUUUGGAUGCUACUCCUGGAAAAGUUAGAGCUGGUGGAGAUGGAGAAGACCAUCCAUCUGUACUUAUCUCUUACCUCAGUAAACUGCCUAAGGAGGUCAGCUCAAAGCGGGAGGUUGUGAAUGCUCUUCUUGGAGAAGGUUUUUCCAAAGAUGUGGCACAGUGGGUGGUAACGAACCUCCGAUCUACCAGCCCUCUUGGUUCACCAUCAUCAAGCUUCUCAUGGGUCUUUGAUCUUGAGGGAAUUGCUGAAAUGUACCAAUCCUAUGAAGAAACAAAUUUAUGGAAAUUUGUGGAAAACCUGCCUCAAGGUGUGCAUGUCAAUUUUUUGAAAGCUGAGAGAAGCUUACACAGGUGGGCCCUUGGAGAUCUCCAGAGAAUUCAUGCUGCUGAGGAGCUGGCUGCUGAUGGUGGAGGUGGAGUUGAAAUGCAUGUCCUUGAAGAUGCUGGACAUUGGGUUCACGCAGAUAACCCAGAUGGUUUGUUCAGGAUUUUAUCAUCUUCUUUCCAGGGAUUCUGAUGGGGAAGUAACUAAUGCAUUUUUCUGGUUGCUGCACGUAACAUGUUUUUGGGGAGAACAUUUCAACAAAAUUGGUAGUCGUUCUAUAUCCAUUUUCUAGUCCCUAAUAUCGGUUUCAAAUUUGAGGAGUAGUUUAUAUAGACCAGUGAUUUUGGCAUGUGGAAGAUGAAAAUUAGGGUGAUUAUGAUGAAAGAGAGACUAACUACUACAACACUUUGAAGGUGAGGAGAAACUCCCUAAAACUAUAAAGCCAAAAGAGAAAAUAAAGUUAUUGGAGAAAGCUAAUAACUCGCUAAUUCUGGGUUAGGAGACAAGAUGCUAAUAGAUGUGAAGAAAGAAAAGUUUGUAGUUGAUAUGUGCGGUAAGUUAAACUCUUUGUAUCUGUCUGAAGAAGUUUCAAAUGAGACUUUUCUAUAAUAAAGACUAUUCAGUCUUGGAAUGGAUAAACGAAAA